Colossoma macropomum (tambaqui) is the source of this 909-nucleotide messenger RNA. RefSeq names its product complement component 8, gamma polypeptide (gene c8g). Lineage: Eukaryota; Metazoa; Chordata; Actinopteri; Characiformes; Serrasalmidae. The record is from RefSeq and is a predicted model, not a curated record. Gene Ontology annotation, cellular component: membrane attack complex. The transcript is spliced from 7 exons. Bases 171 to 809 code for a protein of 212 amino acids. Gene Ontology annotation, biological process: complement activation.
UUUGUUGUGUGUCAACUCUGAGUUUGAGAAAGACUCCAACAGAUAACUAGCAGACAAACUAGGACAGAACUGUGAGAGGAAAUAUUCAGAACAGACUAAAACACAGAAAAGGGCCCAGUCACCAGUUUAUCGUGAAUGAAAAAGUGAACAGAGUGGACUUACAUUUAGAUAUGAUGCGGAUCUGUGUGUGCGUUUUGCUGCUGGCGUUGCUGGGGCUGAGCGUGUUUGAUCCUGUGGAUGGAAGAAGGACGCGAUUCAAGCCAAAGCCUAAAGACAAAAAGAAAGAAAAACCUGAAGAAGAGAUCACGCCGGCUAAAGACAUUGACAUCCAUCAGAUGAGUGGGAAGUGGUACCUGCUCACUGUGGCAUCAAGAUGUCAGCACCUUCUGGAGAAGGGAUUUAAGGUGGAAGGCACUACUAUCACUUUAACACCACCUGCCUCCACCAACUCACCUCUGAAAGUGAGCACCUUUACAAAACUUAAUUAUCAGUGUUGGGAGAUCCAGCAGCAUUACGAGACCACCAAGAUUACUGGCCAUUUCCUCCUGAAAGGUAACAUGCCAUUGAUGAAUACUGAGAUUACUGUCAUAGACACAGAUUACAGCUCCUAUUCCAUCCUGGUUUACAAGAGAAUGAAGAAAAUCACCAUGAAGCUCUAUGGCCGAUCUACACAGGUUCCUGAUGCCAUCGUGGAUAAAUUUGAGGAACUUGCAAAAAAACAUAACAUGGGUUUGGAUGUCAUUUUCCAGUUUCCUGAUUAUGGGUUUUGUCAGUCAGCAGUUAAAGAGUAUACUCUCGUUAUGACCUGAGACAUGACCAAAUCCACGUGUUACUGGGAGACCUCUUCUGUGCAUUUGAAGGGAUAAACAUAUCAGUUAAUGGAAACAAUAAAUGAGAUCAAAGUUGUUA